CCCCCGGCGGCUGCGGCCCGCGGAGGCGGCGCUGACCCGGCGGAGCGGAGCGGCCCCCGGCCAUGGGCAGCGUCGGGCCCCGCCCGCACCGAGGCCACCGGCAGAUGUGCUAAUGUCUGCUCCUUGCAAAGACCUGACCCACCUGAGGUUGGCAGAUGCACAGAUGUGACCGUGAAUCACCAGUAAAAGGGCCAUGUCCCCACAGCCAGACACCCCAGUCCUCACAACGUUCAGGAGUCAUACCACUGCGUGCAGGAACAUUGGUGAGUAGAUCUGCACCUCCCAGCCCUCCUCAGUCCCUGUUCCUGCACAUAUCUCUUCUUGUUUUCGGUAGAAUGAGUGAGAGAGAUAUACAGAGCCUGAGCAAAUGGGUUUUCGUGCUCAGUCUCUGCCUUACCACGCUGUGGGGACGACUGACGCUGGCCUCCACGCAUCAUCACAGAAGCCAUUCAGUGCACGUAGAGCCAGGCACAUGCGAAGUCAUCGCAGCUCACCGGUGCUGCAAUAAGAACAAGAUCGAGGAGCGCUCCCAGACGGUGAAAUGCUCCUGUUUCCCAGGACAGGUGGCAGGGACAACACGAGCGGCUCCCUCCUGCGUGGACGCCUCCAUCGUGCUGCAGAAGUGGUGGUGCCAGAUGGAGCCGUGUCUCGACGGGGAGGAAUGCAAAGUGCUGCCUGACCUCUCGGGAUGGAGCUGCAGCAGUGGCAACAAAGUGAAGACGACCAAGGUCACUCGAUAGCCUCCGUGCAGCGUGGCACUGGCUGAGCAGCCUUGCUGUGGGUCCUGGUGCUCCCGUGAGCAGCAGGAUGUGGCGCAGUGCCUGCAGAGGUGGGAUGCUCCAGGGCCACCACGCUGCACCCGUCAGUAGGACUGUGACAGCUGCUGGAUCAAAGCAUCUGCUGCACCCCAGCUUCCCUGGAGGCUGCAGGCAGGGAUCCCAGUGCAGCUGCCAGAAUCCCAUCACUCCACAGUUUCCUCCUUUUCUGUGGACACAUUCACCAACCAAGAAAUGGGCUUGUUUUCUAAUCCUCCUAAAUAAAAUACUCCCACUGUAUAAGGGUUGACAAUGCAGAGACUGACAGGCAGCAGGCCUCCAAAAUGGGCUUUAAUCUGAAUAGCUGAAAUCCUUGCUGUGAGUCGCCUUUCCCUAUCUCCCAAGAUGCUGAAUACAAGUUGCAGUCAGGAACUCUGCCCUCGGAGUCUGAGCUUUCCCUGCCCCACCACCUUCCUGCUAUGACCACAUGCAGCAGAUGUGACAGCGUAGUCAGAGGGUUGCCUGACACCCUGUUGACUCCCAGGGAUGGUGAGACGUCUCCAUGGUGCAUGCUGCUGGUUUCUCCUUUCUCAGUAAUUGCAUUAAUCAGGUUGCAAUUUUAAUGUUUUCCACUGUGCAGAUCCCAGGCACUAAGUUUCUGCUUGUUUUUGCAAUUGAAUUUCAGACUUGUGUGAGGCGAUCUCUCUGUCUGCAGCUUUGGGGUGUCUGGGGCAUCAGACAGAGCCUCAGACCAAGCUAGAUUUUGUUGUAAUAAUCCAAAAUAAAGAAAAAUGUACCACCUCCUGGCCCUGAGCUCAUGACCUUCUCCAGGACACACCAUUUCCUGUGGUGCAGCCACUCAGGAUGGGGGAGAAUGAGCUCUGUGCCCCCGAUGUCAGAGUGCUUGGGACCCUGGGGCUGUGGGACCAACACCUCCAGCCCUGCUCUGGGACUGCUCUGGAGCACUGCAGGGGAUGUGCUGGUGCAGGAGGGGCUGGAGAUGGUGUCAGGACCAUGGCAGUGAGGGGGUCACUGGUGUUUGCUGACACCUGCCUCUUGCCCUGGCUCCCAGCACAGGACUCAUUACUGAGACGUUUUUGUAAUGGGGUAUGUAAUACCUUCUCCAGAUGUGAUGUAAAUACCAGACUGUGAAAUAAUAAAUUCAUUUUAAUCUCUGCAAAA
This is a messenger RNA of Lonchura striata (white-rumped munia), 1937 nucleotides long. The record is from RefSeq and is a predicted model, not a curated record. NCBI's taxonomy places the organism in Eukaryota, Metazoa, Chordata, Aves, Passeriformes, Estrildidae.